GCAGUAUUGAAUCUGCCUCGUACGAGGUGUGAACUACAAAAUAUAUUUAAAAAAAUAAAAAUAUGUAUAAAAACUUCGAAACCAACCAUCCCGCGUCAGUUGUUUUUCGAAUUUUCAACCGCGCACAUAAAUUAUUUUAAAAUCUUAUGUUCAAAUAAAUGCAACUAAUAUAGAACAAUAUUUAUUACACUAUUAUACAAAUAAUUUAUAAGGUUAAGAUAAAGAAUAAUAUAAUAAUUUGAAAAUAUGUGGGUGAUUGCAGUGAUUUACUUUGCCGCCAUAUCUGGUAUUACCAAUGGAGAGGACUGGUCUUAUGACUUCGAAAAAAACUGGCCGGGAGAGUGCACGAAGGGUACCCAGCAGUCACCCAUCAACAUAAUGUCCCGCAGUGCCGUCGUGGACAAGUUCGACUCGCACAUCAGGGGCCCCCUGGUGUUCCGGGGGUACGGCAGCGUCAACGCCUCGGCGGGCAACGACGGACAUACCUUGAAAUGGACGAUAGACGAAGACGCUCCUCCCCCGCUGGUGUCCGGAGGGCCGCUGCGAGGGAACUACAGCUUCGUGCAGUUCCAUCUGCACUGGCUCUCUGAACACGCUAUUGACGGAAUGAAGUUUCCCAUGGAAAUCCACAUGGUGCACGUGAAGACCGGGAUGUCGGUGGACGAGGCUGUGAAUCAUCCGGAUGGGCUGGCCGUUAUCGGGAUCCUUGCUGAGGUACACAGCACUACAGAAGAGAAUGAGUUUGCACUGGGAGAGUUGGAACCAGUCCUGCCAUACCUGCUGGAAAGGAAUUCAGGGGCUGUUCCUGCUUCCGUCAUUGAUCUCACGCGGAUGUUCAGUUCAAAUAUGCAAUCGUUUUACACGUACCACGGCUCGCUCACCACUCCCAACUGUCAGGAGGUUGUCACCUGGAUCGUCAUGGACAGGCCCAUCAGAAUUACUGACACACAGUUCAAACUCUUCAGUAAAGUCGACGUCGGUGGCAUUAACAACUACAGGAGCCUGCAGCCAGUCAACCGGGUCAUCCACAGGAGUAGAGAGUCCAGCGGCACCGUCGCUAUACCCGGCGCUAUCAGUCUCUUCGCAGCACUCCUCAACCUUUCCACGUCCAUCACUGGGGUCAUGAGCAAAGGCAUGUGCACUCUAGUCAAUAUGAAGAAGAGAUUCUUCGGACGCGACGUUAAGGAGUGCUCGGUUGUUAAAGCUUUGAACAACAGCUAAAUAUGUAUUUCAGUGACUAGUCAUAGACAUAGUUCAGUUCCUGUUGAGAGCUUACCGGCAAAGACGUAGGUAUCCAUUCCAUCAGCCUGUAUGCGUCCACAGCUGGACAUAGGCCUUUCCAAGAGCGCGCCACCAAACACGGUCUUUCGAUACAAAACGCAUACAAAUAAAAGGAUACAGAAAACCGCAUGCAAAAUCUGAAGUUUUUAGAGUUGGACCCAGUGGUUUGAAUUGUUACCUACGUUGUUAGAUAUAUCAGAAGUUAGUUUCUCUUUUUAUAUAAUAUAAAAUUAUGUAGAUAGAUUUUUUGGUAAAAGUAUAUUAUUUUUAUUAACUAAUUCCAUUUCCCAUCGUGCAUCCAUAGUUCUAAAUUAAUUAGUAAGUGGGCCUAUGAUAAUGCCGAAUGGCGAUCGCAUUGCAUUAGACUUUCUAGUUUAUAGAUAUAAGUAGAUUUUAAAUUUUUUUUUUGUUCCUUGGUAAGUAGAUCGAGUAUAGGAAGUAGGUCGGUACAAAACAUUAAUCGAUUUUCCCAUAUAAGUAUAUUUUCCUUUUUUAUUUGAAAGGGAACACAAGACGUAAGUCGUAGUCUUAUUUUUUUCCUAAAAUUUUACUUUACAUUUAAAUUAUUAUUUUCAUAAUAAACUACAUACAUAGGGUCUUUUAUUAUUGGGGGUCAUCAAUUUGAGCGAUUCUUGAUUUGAAAGAGGCUACUUUUGAAUUGAUCAUGUACCUAUUCGAGAAAAAAUACAGUAGGUAGUUAUUAUAGUUGGAUGUUGAAGACCAUUUUUUUCUGUUAUAUAGUUUACCUUCGCAAUGGAUUAUUUCACGUUGUUA
Maniola jurtina (meadow brown) is the source of this 2055-nucleotide messenger RNA. RefSeq names its product carbonic anhydrase 2-like. Gene Ontology annotation, molecular function: zinc ion binding; carbonate dehydratase activity. NCBI's taxonomy places the organism in Eukaryota, Metazoa, Arthropoda, Insecta, Lepidoptera, Nymphalidae. The record is from RefSeq and is a predicted model, not a curated record. Bases 247 to 1221 code for a protein of 324 amino acids. The transcript has 8 exons.